Molecule: messenger RNA, 375 nt
Organism: Helianthus annuus (common sunflower)
Lineage: Eukaryota; Viridiplantae; Streptophyta; Magnoliopsida; Asterales; Asteraceae
Exons: 1
Coding region: 1-375 (124 amino acids)
Source: RefSeq, a predicted model, not a curated record
AUGCCUACACCAUUAACCCCUAAUGCUUCCUUUAUCAAAGAUGAUACCCCUUAUAAAGAUCCCACUCUAUAUCGUUCCCUAGUGGGUGCUCUUCAGUACUUGACAAUCACAAGGCUUGACAUCUCCUAUGCGGUCAACCAAGUUAGCCAAUUUUUACAAUCACCAGCUGAGGAACAUUUUCAACAUGUUAAGAAUAUCUUUCGGUAUGUUAUAGGAACCAUUGCUUUUAAGCUCACUUUUUCUCGCCCUCACAAGACUACUGUUCUUGGUUACUCUGAUGCUGACUGGGCCCGUUGCCUUCACAAUCGUCGUUCUACUUUUGGUUACUCCAUCUUCCUUGGGGGAAACCUUGUUUUGUGGAGUGCUAUGAAAUAA